Anopheles funestus (African malaria mosquito) is the source of this 1395-nucleotide messenger RNA. RefSeq lists its product as uncharacterized. The coding region runs from base 187 to 1395 and encodes 402 amino acids. NCBI's taxonomy places the organism in Eukaryota, Metazoa, Arthropoda, Insecta, Diptera, Culicidae. The record is from RefSeq and is a predicted model, not a curated record. The transcript has 4 exons.
UCAAUUUUGAUCUCUAAUUAUAUUUAAUGAAAAGCCUUUCUUUCACUACCACAAGCAUGACAUCUAUUGAGACUCUACAACUGUUAUCGAAGGCUCUAGCACGGUUCAGUUCACCAUUCUUGUCUAGUUGGUGCGUUUGGUGAAACAGCAUUUCGCUUAAUAACGGCUCGUAAAGCAUUCUAAGUGAUGGAGUUCAAUCAUGAUGAACUUUCCGCGCCUGGUUGGCUAAAUGAUCAAUUUUUCCAGCAAGUUUUGUGCGAAUAUGAACGUGGUGUAGCCGUUCGUCUCGUAGGAACGUGUGAAUUACGUCCCGGCACCAAAGCUGGAGAUCAUUUCGCAAGCGUAAUGUACCGAACUACGAUACACUACCGGGUAGGAAGCGCAGAGAAAUCCUUCAAUCUCAUCAUGAAGAUUAAACCGGUGUCCGAGGGAUUGAAGAAAGAUCUACUGGACGAUGAUGAUUUUUUUGGCAAAGAAAUACGAAUGUACACACGAGUGCUUCCCGAGAUCGCACGGCUAAUGGAAAGUAUCGGCGAGGAGUAUAAAUACCCAAACUUAAUCUUUGCAUCCCAAAAACCACAUACGAUUAUCAUACUGAAGGAUGUAAGUCCACAGGGUUGGACCAUGAAAGGGCUGCUGAAGAGCUUCAAGGAAAUGCAACCGACCAUCGAUGCUAUUGCAAAAUUCCAUGCCGCAUCUGUAGUCAUGCAAGAGAAUGAUCCUGACUUUACGUCCCUGUAUCGUUGCACUAUAGCGGAAACCUUAAGAUCGAUGCGAAGCAUGACGGAUGCAUGUUUCGAUUCAUUUGUACGCUUUGUACGGGACAUUCUGCAGGCUCCCGAACUGGUUGAGCCGGUGGUAAAAUUUCACCAAAGGAUCGAUGACAGCUUACGUGCCGCGUAUGCUACUACUGAUGCAUGCACGAAUGUGUUGAUACAUGGUGAUUUUCAUUUUAAAAACUUACUGCACCUACAGUCGGGGAAUGAAAUCGUCGAGACAAUGUUUGUGGACUAUCAAAUGUGCAGCUGGAGCUCGCAAGUGGUUGAUCUGUUCUACCUUACGUACAUGAUACCGGAACAAUCUGUUAAAACCACUCAUCGGGAUGCAAUUAUCCAUCGAUAUUAUCACAAGUUCAGCAGUGUACUUCGCCGUUUGAACUAUGGUGGACAUAUUCCAUCCUUAACUGAGUUACAUGCCGAAAUGUUGCGUAAAGGAGAGCUUGAGCUGUAUCACUACAUCGUGUUUUCUGCCUUUCGGUAUACUGAUUUGUCCAAGGUGGAUUCAGAGGCUUUCUUCUUGGGACGUAUUGAAAAUCCCGCACUUCAGCUAGAAGAGUUUAAAGUAACGAUGAGGACAGAAUUGCAGAGAUUUUUACACCAAGGUAUAAUCGAUUAG